GAAGCGGCGCGGGCAGCGGGCGGAAGCCGUGCUGGACUGUGCCGGCCUGUGCUGGGCAGUGCCGGGCCGUGCCGGGCCGGACACACCGGAGCACCGCGGCCAUGGCAGAGCGCGUCGAGCAGCGGCUGGAGGAUCGCAUCCCGGAGCUCGAGCAGCUGGAGCGGGUCGGUCUCUUCACACACAAAGAGAUCCGGGCUGUCCUGAGGAAAGUCUCGGCUCUGGAGUACAAAAUCCAGCGGAGAGCGCUGCGGAAGGAGGAUUUUAUUAAUUAUAUCCAGUAUGAAGUUAAUCUGCUGGAACUGAUCAAGAAAAGAAGAGCACGCAUUGGAUAUUCGUUUAAGAAAGAUGAAAUUGAACACUCUAUUCUGCAUAGAGUCCACAGUCUGUUCAACCGAGCUACAGGGAAAUGGAAAGAUGAUGUCCAGCUCUGGCUUUCCCAUGUUGCAUUUUGCAAGCAAUGGAAUGCAAAACAUCAACUCAGUAAGGUGUUUUCUACCAUGUUGGCCAUUCAUUCCAAUAAACCAGCACUGUGGAUUAUGGCAGCAAAGUGGGAAAUGGAGACACGACUGUCAUCAGAAAGUGCCAGGCACUUGUUCCUUCGUGCUUUGCGCUUCCAUCCUGAGUGCCCCAAACUUUAUCAAGAAUAUUUCAGAAUGGAGCUUAUGCAUGCUGAAAAACAGAGGAAGGAGAAGAAGGAAUUUGAACAAGCAAAGAUGGACCUGGGGGAAUUCAGUUACUCUGAAGAAAUUCUUAAUGGGGAGAUGGCACGCAUAGUCUACAGGAAUGCUUCUCAGAAAAUUAAAGGUGUUGAGUUCCAGCUGGCUGUGCUCUCUAUUGCAAAGCUCUUUGAUUUUACCCAAGAUUUGCAAAAAGAAAUUCUUGAAAGUUUGCAGGCCAGAUAUGCUGAUGAUCCCCUGACAUGGGACUACAUGGCCCGCCGGGAGCUAGAGCUGGGCUCCCUGCAGCCCACAGAGCACUCCACAAAGCAGAAGAAAGUCUCAGAAAUGGCCCAGAGAGAGGAACGGUGCUGUGCAGUCUUUGAUGAAGCUGUGGGAGCAGUCCCAACAGAGGACAUGUGGAAAUGCUACAUCACUUUUUGCUUAGAGAGGUACAAGAGAAAAACCAACAGUGAAGAAUUAAAGCAAAAGAGGCUGGAGAGGACACUGAGUGUGUUCAGCAAAGCCCAUGAAUCCAGUUUGCUGUCAGAAGCUCUCUACAAGCAAUGGCUUCAGCUCUUACUGGACUCCAGCCUCUCUGAGAAGGCUGUGGAGGUGGCAGAAGCUGCAACCAGGCACUUCAGCCAGUCCGUGGAAACGUGGCACAUGAGGCUGCAGGUGCUGAUCCAGCUGAAGAGGGAUGAUGUGACCCAGUGUUUUGAAGAAGCCAUUAAACAUGUGAAAUCUAAGGGCACUUUGCCAUUGUGGACACUCUGGGUGGAAUGGAGUGAGGGCACAAACAGCAAGGAGGACACAGAAGCUCUCUACCAGAGAUCCUUACAUGCCACAACACCUGCUGAAUCUGUGACUAUGAAGGAAAUGUAUCUUGACUGGACUUACAGAAAUAGUGGUUAUAAGAAAGUUAAAAGACUCUUUACUAGCCUAUGUGAAAAUCGUCCAUUUUCACUUGACUUCUUCAGGAAGAUGAUCCAAAUAGAAAAGGACCAAGAGUCCUGCAAAAUGCUUCAUCUGAGAGAAUACUAUGAACGUGCCUUGAGAGAGUUUGGUUCAACAAAUACUGACCUCUGGCUGGAUUAUAUCAAGGAGGAGCUAAGUCAUCCCCAAGGCAAACCAGAAAACUGUGGGAGCAUUCACUGGCGAGCUAUGAAGAUGUUGCAGGGAGACCUGGUGGAAGAUUUUGUUUCUAAAUACACUUUAUUGCAAACUGGACAUUUAUGAAAAACUAUACAUAGUUACAACAUAACUGUGCAUUUUUAAACUUCUUUGUACAAAGGUAAAUAUGUUCCUGAACUUUAUUAAAGUUUACCUUUACAUUUUAUAUGACAAAAAAGAAUAAUCUCUGUUGCAGUCAUUUCUAGUGUUGAUUCUGCCAGAGGCAGGUUCAAGUGCACAGUCAGAGGAAGCAAACCUCUGAGGGUGUUUUCAUCAAGACUUCUGAGAGCAAACUCUUGAUCUGCUUAAACAUUCAGAUAGUUCUAGUGCAUCAGUUUUUACACUCUGGAAAGCUAAUAUUACAGCACCUAAAUGCAAAAAACCCCAAACCAAACCCAGUGGAAGCUACACCUGUAGGUCAUCUUUUUAUCUUAUGAAGUUGGAUCAUGGAAAGUGAAACACUUUUCAUUAGGUAAUGAGAAAUCAGUAAAAUUGCAGUAUUUAUUGCUUCCUAGCCUUGAAAUAAUCUGUAAUCCUCAUGACAAAAAGAGAAACAGCCUCUGCAGAUACCUUGUAUUGAUGUUUGCAUCCUGAGAGUGAUGAAGGGUAGAGAGGAGCUGUAGAGAUCUGUUAGCAAUGUCCUUGAGGUGAGAGUGCAAAGCUCUGAUCUACACUUCAACUUUCUGUCCACCAUGGCUAAAAAACAUGUAAUGUUUUUUGAAAGUGUGCUGUCCUUGGCUGUUUACAGAGCCACAAACCUGAGAAAUCAACAUAAAUGCUAUCCUUGGACCAACAGAGAAAUGUAGGGAAAGUACAAGAACAGGAAGCAAGUGUUCCUUUGUGCAAUUUCCUGCUGACUGAAAGGUGACAUAAUGAUAAUACAGGGAAAUAUUUCUUGAUUUUCCACUCAAGUAGAAAUUGGAGCUCCUCUCAAGCAAUGAAUUCCAGUAACUUAACUAGCUGGGAAUAAAGUUUGGAGCAGCAGUCUGAUAAGAUUCCUCCUUCUGUGACCAGAUCUGAGGUACAUCCUGCUUUUGUGUUUCCCAAGCUUUUAGGCCAUCUCCUAUAUCCCCACUAGUUCUCUGCCAUCUCAUCGUCUGACAUUGAGAUUUCCUUAUUGAUACUCUCUUAUACCCUCCCUGCCCCUUAUGCUGUUACUCCCUCUCCUGAACCACUUCUUGCUUCAUCAGUUGCUCAACUAAAAGUUUUUAAGUGCAAAGUUUGGAAUUUUUAAAGUCCAACAAAGCUGGUAACUGCAUCAUUUCAGAAAGUGGGCCCUUUUCCGUCAGCUGUUCUGGUUCCUCUCAGAACUUCGCCGUUCUCCCCAGGGAAACACAUUCCCUGCAAGCGCAGGUGCUUGACCCCUGCCACAGCUGUUCAGCCAAGGCGUUUCCUGUCUCUUCAUGUUCUGAGCAUGCUGCUACCACGAGGCCGGAAGGAAAUCGUUGUCUUUCGGCAAGGGGAAAACUCCAUCCAACCAUGAGAGGUGAUGGCUGCUGCCUCUGAGGCUGCAAAAUCUGAGGGGAAACAGCUUCCUAAUAAGACAGAAACGAUGAUCUGGAAGCCCAGACAAGGUGAAUGUGGUGAAACAAGACUGCUGUGUCCUUUGCUCUAGUUUACAGAGUUAUUUUCCAACAAGAAAAUCCUGAUUUGCACUGGUGCUGUGGUGUAAGGCUAUGCCCACUCUUCCCAACCAACUGAAAUGUGAGGCAGCCCUGUAGUGAUAUUACACGUAUAAGAAACUGCAUGUAUUACAUAAGAUUAGUAGUCACAAAAUGCAUUUCUGUACCUCCCUGAAUUACUGUGUGCUGAACACUUAAUUGUUCUUGUUUAAUUUCUGAGUGUACCUGUUGGUGCUUUUUACUGGUUGUAGAAUGUUUGCUGCAGAAUAUUCCAAAUGUUCCUGAUGGCAAGUCUGAAGAUAGUGAAUCUGCUUCUACCUCCCCCAAUGAAGGUGAUGCCAGUGGCUCUACUGAUGAGGGCUGGUACAAUAUAUAUGCUGACCUGGAUGUGUGGGAUAGUGAAGUUUCCAAUGUACCUGAAUCUUCAGGGCAACAAGAUGCAUCUGAGCAUGAGGUGGAGGACUGGGAUAAAGAAUUGGAGGAGUCUGCAUCUGGUCCUUAUGAUGCUGACGAUCUCUCCGGUGGAAGCUUUGAGGAAACUAAUCUUUUCGGCUCGUAUGUAUGGAAGGAGGAUUGGUUUUACAACCCAAGCUGUCACCACACACCUUGCCUCGUUUUUCCACCACGAGUUAGAACAGUUGAGAAGGGCCAGUUUGAUGAUGCUGAUGAAUGAGGUUGAGUCUGGUCAGAAUUAAGUUUGGCUUCUGUGUUGGGUUAUGUUCUUCAGUGACUGAGCUGUGCCAAGUCCCUUGGCUUUUUUGCAGAGUUGGGCCUGAGGCCAGAAAUGCGUCACCAUCUCCGGAGUUUUGCUUAGGCUGUUUCUGAGCUGUUCAUAAACUGCCCACCCUUGCCCUGGAGACAAGAGUGCAGGUGCUGGGUUUUAGGAGUCAGUGCAUUUCUGGAGGUCUUGUUUGUAUUAUAUAGAUCUAUGUUGCUAAUUAAUUGCUUGAGGAGAAGUAUUUAAUUUCUAAACUUGUUUGCCAGGCUUCUGUCAGUUUUGACAUGCUGAUCCCUGUGUUUUUGUGCAACUUUUAGUUUUGUUUUCUUUGCAUUUGAUGCUGUCAGAUUGGUUUGGAUGGCUUUAAAAACUCUCCCUCCUUCAAGCUUUUCUGUUGUGUUUCCAUAUGGUUCUAAAGUCCAUUUGUGAUUCUUAUGCUGCUGUUUAACAAAAUCAGCGGUGGCGAAUACAGAAUAAGUUGUUUUGUGUUUAUUUUUAUGUAUUUCAGCAUAAAGGAAUUACAAAUACAUGAUACACAUUUUGCAAAUGCAUGUGUUGAUAUACAGGGGGGGCAUACUCCAUCCAGUAGGAGUGCUGGGUGCUUAAGGCUGCCUCCCAACAAAGAUUUCUCCACAUCAGACCUUCUUGUGUAUGGGCAUAUUACCCUAGAGUCCCACAGUUAUCUUUGUUACAUUGUCAUGCAACAUCAGGUGUUCAAUGACAAAGAAAAUACCUCUGCUUAUAUAUAUAUAUAUAUAUAUAUAUAUAUAUAUAUAUAUAUUUCAGCAUAUUAUCUCAGUGUCCUGCAGACAGUAUUGAAUUAAGGUUGCUGAUGCUGUUCUGCUGUUUCUGUUGUGGCAAAUGAGGAGAUGGGAACACAAAAUACCUCCACAGAGUCCCUAAGAGAAGAGGUGGAACUAGAACCAUGUCCUUCUCACCUUUGCUCUGGAGUUAAAGGAAGUGUUUUCAAAUGAAGUAUAUAAGUGAAUUGAGUGGCUGGUCACCUGAGUAACAAUAACUUUUGACGUGCUCAAGUUUCAUUAAACACUUUUAUAUCAAAAA
Messenger RNA from Haemorhous mexicanus (house finch), 5231 nucleotides. RefSeq names its product UTP6 small subunit processome component (gene UTP6). The coding region runs from base 102 to 1895 and encodes 597 amino acids. NCBI's taxonomy places the organism in Eukaryota, Metazoa, Chordata, Aves, Passeriformes, Fringillidae. Gene Ontology annotation, cellular component: small-subunit processome; Pwp2p-containing subcomplex of 90S preribosome. The transcript has 22 exons. The record is from RefSeq and is a predicted model, not a curated record. Gene Ontology annotation, biological process: maturation of SSU-rRNA from tricistronic rRNA transcript (SSU-rRNA, 5.8S rRNA, LSU-rRNA). Gene Ontology annotation, molecular function: protein binding; snoRNA binding.